Molecule: messenger RNA, 3759 nt
Organism: Dracunculus medinensis (Guinea worm)
Lineage: Eukaryota; Metazoa; Nematoda; Chromadorea; Rhabditida; Dracunculidae
Source: the annotation of a GenBank genome assembly
AUGGAUGAAAGAAACAGUAGAGUCAGUUUAACACAAAUCACCUUAUCGUCACCACCAUCGUCGUUAUCAACAUUGUUUUAUCAUCAUCGUCAUUUUAAUUAUCGAUUUAACAAAAGUAACUCAACAUUAUCACAAUUGUUAUUGUAUAAUCAAUGUGAUUUAUCACCAACGAAUUAUACCUUACCGGAAUACUAUACUAAUUAUCCAAUGCAGUUUUACCAAGAACACUCUAGAUAUUUUCCUAUAAAUCGAUUACAUAUCAAUAAUUUAUCGAAUUAUACUGCGUACCAAUGUCCUCCAGGUCAGCCAGGCGGAACGGCCCAUGGAUAUGGCCCACUUCCAAAUGACCCAAAUGUUUCAUAUUAUUAUAAUCAGAUGGAUCCUACUGCACAAGUUCAAGUUCGUCAGCAAGUGCCUCCUCCUCCAAAUUGGUUAGCACCACCACCACAAAAUUAUUCAUCUACACCAUCCGUAUAUCCACCACCUCAUUCCAUGCGGACAGCGCAACCACCACCACAAAUUCGCGCUCCUCAUCCAUCGCAAAUGAUGCCGCAAGGAUCAAGUCUUGAUGAACAACAGCGAUAUGAAGAGCAGCAAAGGCAUAAUUACUAUCAGCAACAGCAGCACCAACAUGCUGCUUAUGUUGUUCAUCAACAUCAUCAACAACAGUUGUCACGAGUUGCUACUCCUUCAACAUCUUUACAGGCUGAGUCAACACAAACUCGAGCGCCAAGCGUUGGUCCUCCAGGUAGUGCUACACCAGAUAGUAACAGUAGAUUAUCAGCAGAGGAAUCAGUACCUCAUCGACCACCAAGUCAAUCAGUAGUUACACCUCCAUGUAUUCUCCAACCUGUCUCUCAAUCGCAACAUCAGCCAAUGCCUACUGCUGCACCUCAGCAGCAAUCUCUUUCCGUAACUAUACCACAGCAACCAAUGUCUAUUACUACACCACCUCAGCAGCCGUCUAGUGCAUAUUAUGGCCAAUCUCAAGCUCCUCAGCAAUUGUACCCAUCAUCUGGUAUGAGAACAGGUGGCCCUCCAGCGCAGAUGAAACAAAUUGGAGCUUAUCCACAAUUUCCGCAAGCCCAUUCUGCUAAUUAUUCUUCAGUCCACGGGUAUGUUGAAGGUUAUCAAUCACAUUUGGCUAUGACUACGCACCAACAACACAGUGUUUAUCAUCAACAGAUAUGGGCUUCGCAACAAAUACAGAGGUAUCCACCUGUUCAUUCCAAUGCAGCAACCUCAUCAACAGCUCCUCCUAUGGCUUAUAGUGUGCCUCCUCGGCCUUCUGUACCAAAUGUCGACAUGGUAGCAAAUCAGCAAUCGUACAUGGCAGCCAGGCGGCCAUAUAUACCGAUGCCUCCUGCACAUUCAAAUUUACCAACAUCAGGAGGACCUCAUCGCUUGAGGUUUCAGUAUGCUUCACCUGUGUCAUCAGUUUCACACUAUUCAUCUCCACAAGCGUCAUAUCCGCAUACUUCUGUUCCACAGGGUGCGCCAAGGGCAGAUUCAGUUGGACCACAAGCGGGUUACCCAUUUUUAUCGGCUUCAACUUCAACGGGUAUUAACGGCGCACAUCCUCAUGUUGCUGCUUCUGGACAUUCAAGUUCGGCUGUUGGUGGCAGUGUACAUAGUCACACGGGUAAUGCCCCCAGUAUGGCAUCAUCGAAUGUGCUUCAGUUCUCUGCUGCACAGCCACUGCAUUUUCCUUCUGGUAGCGUUGAAGCGACAGUGAUUAACCAAAGAAAGAGGAAAAAAAUUCUCGCCAAAGAUCUCCAUGGUGCUGAAAUUAAUCGUGUCGUAAUGGCGUUACGAAGUGGGAUGGAAAUCGAAGUGAUUUGGGCGCUCAAUGUUUUAAAUGUUUACUUAUAUGAUGAUACAGCAUUUCCUCUUCAUCUAAAACAUUGUUUCGGAUUACUUAACAUUCUUGUAGAACUUUUUUACGCAUAUUUAACAAUAUUAUAUCCUGAAGUAUUCAAGAAUCGGUUUGAACCAGAUGGGCAAAGUUUUCGAGUUGUCCUUGAUCGUCGAAAUGUUCAUGUAGAAAACCGGAGCAUUCCUGAUGCGUUAAAAAGAAACAAGGACGAUGAUCUUGUCUCGGAUUAUUCUUACGAAAAUGGUACUACAUCAUAUUUUAUGUCACAGCUGCAGCAAGAUAUAACAUUUAAAAAUCAUCUUUACGAGCGCAGACAUUUUUCACGUUAUCAGGACGAUUCAUCUAUGCGACUAAUUGGUCAAGAAAGGAUGAGAGAUGUUAAAAGUGAUGAUAUUGUAGAACUUAAAGUUCUUCGACCAACAGCGAUUUGUAAUAGAAAUGAAUUCCUCGAGCAAGCGGCCAAACGAUGUUUAGCAAUAUCGAAUAUAAUACGCGGCUUCACAUUUUUGUCGAUUAAUGACGAAGAACUAUCACAUCAUCCUGGAUUACUUUACAUUAUUGGUCGUCUUUUACGAUUAUAUGCUGAUGAACAGCAGAUCGUUCGGUUUCGAUCGAAUUUGAAAAAAGAGGUGAAAAGUGAAGAGGAAAAUGACGAAAAAAGUCGAAUUUUGCAACAAGGCCAUCUACUAGAACCGGAUGAUGAUGAUUUAUUUAUGCUUGUCGAAACUGCUAAUCAACUCAGAGACGAUGCCUUUAUAUUUAUAACUAAUCUGAGUCCAUCGCUAGAUUUGUUCGAUUUUGAUUCGGAUAUCUCGUGGCCAAUAUUUGAUGGACUUAUUCACUGGUGUGUAAGUAGCUGUGCUGAAGCCAAAGAUCCUUUUCCACAAGCGGGAAUUUCACCAAGAAAUUAUGCUCUGGAUGCUCUUUGUAAAAUGUCGGUGAUACAGUCCAAUGUAGAUUUAUUGGUAUCUACUGGUCCAUAUUCUCGUUUGGAAAAAUUUAUUAAAGUUCUAGCUUCACUGAUAGAUAUUACUGAGGAAGUUCACAUAAGGGAAUUUGCGAUUGUUGUCUUACAUGCUAUGUGUCUGGCACAUGAUCCUGUAUGUUACGUGGCUGCUGCUGAUACGCAAGCUAUCCCAAACCUUGUUCAGUUUCUUGAAGUUUUAGAUGCGAAUAUGCAUCAGGUAGCACAAAGUCAUGGUAUGCAAGUUUUGCGAGAUAAUCCGGAUAUGAUGGGGACAUCGAUUGGAAUGUUGAGAAGAUCAGCAUUGCUUCUGCAAAAUCUUUGUAGAGUACCUGCAUGCCGACGAUUUUUUAUUAAACACCAAUCAAGACUUUUGCAAUUCACCAUAUCUCAUUUAAUGGAUUCACGUGUUGGUUCUAUGAUAUCAGGUAUCUUGUGCGAUGUUGCUCAGUUCAUUUAUGAAAAUAAUGAGUCGGUGAAAGAUGAAGAUAAAUCAUCUAAGGAAUCUUCUGUAAAGUCAUCAACAAGUAAUGCUACUGAUGAAACGAUUACAAAGGAUUGUAAAGACUCGGUGGAAGUUAUUUUUAAAAUGGAUGAAGAAACGGCGAUGAACUCUUCAAAUAAAGAAGAUAGUCUUCCACAGGAUAAUGAGAAUGAAGGUUCCGAUAAAAAAUUGAAGAAUGAAUUGUUACCAAUCAAGAAAAAACAUCUGGAAAAUGGUAUUGUUAACUGUAUAAAUCGAACUGAUUCAAGUAGUGCAUUAUCGUCACUAGCAAGGCCACUAGCUAAUGGCGAAUUGACACCAGGUUCGGUUAGAUCUACCCCUAAUUUACAGUCUGUAACGACACGGAGGAGUUCCGGUGCCGUAGAAAAUAGUAAGACUGCAGCCUCAGCUGGAUCUGUCCAAGCUGUGGCUUAA